AACAUUUUUAAAAAAUAGAUGAAAUAUUGAACAUCAUCUCAUUAUUUCAAUAAUUAAGAGCCCUAGGAUUCAUCACACCUUUUACAUUAGUAGGAGGUGGAACAUUGGAGAAAAAUAUAAAACCCAGCAAGAAUAAAGGAAAGACUUAUGACUGAGUGCAGGAACAUCCUUGGAAAAUGAAACAGGGCCAGCAGCCCCAAAGCCCACAGUAUAAGGAAGAUUCAAUAAAUCCAGCCUGUUGACCAGGACACUGUUAGCACACUGAAUCUGGGAGAGAUGUCCAUGACCAUGGACCAGAGCCACCUCUGAUGCCAGACUCCAACCUAGGACCCCAGAAUUUAGGUGUACUCUGAAGAGGAGAUGCAGCAGAAUUGGAUGUGCCAGUGGAAGAGAUGAGGCAUGAAGAAGUGGCGAUUUCAAAAGAGACACAGAAGACAUAGAAUGAGGCUUUGAAAAGAGAGAAGACAUUCAAGUCCUUGGCCCAGAGAUCUGUACCCACAGAUCAGGUUUAUAACAAAGCUCAGAAAAUGCUAAAGCUUAAAGAAGAAUUGAGAGGUGCCAAGGAAAUGAAAGAUGAGGUGGGGGAGAGAGACCGAGAAGUGAGCGGCCUGAACAGCAAGCUCUUGAGCCUGCAAGUUGACAUCAAAAAUCUGCAUGAUGUCUGCAAGAGACAGGGGAAGACCUUGCAGGAGAACCAACUCUGUGUGGAGGAGGCAAUGAUGAGUAGCAACCGCAAUAAGAAGCAAGUGCUAGCAUUCAAGGAGCCGCGGAUGGAGUUUGAGCCCAGUAAGCAGUGCCAUCUGAGGCAACUCCAACAACUCAAGAAAAAAUUGCUUGCUCUCCAGCAAGAACUGGAGUUUCGCACAGAAGAGCUGCAGACUUCUUACUGUUCCCUCCUACAGUAUCAGUCCGUCCUAGAAAAGCAGACUUCUGACCUGGUUCUUCUCCACCAUCACUGCAAACUAAAAGAAGAUGAGGUGAUUCUCUAUGAGGAGGAAAUGGGAAAUCAUAAUGAGAACACAGGGGAGAAGCUCCAUUUGGCACAGGAGCAACUUGCUUUGGCCGAGGACAAGAUCAUCUCCCUAGAAAGGAGCCUAAACCUCUACAGGGAUAAAUACCAGACUUCCCUAAGCAACAUUGAGUUACUGGAGUGCCAAGUGAAGAUGUUGGAGGGGGAGCUCAGCGGGAUUGUCAGUCAGGACCCUGAGAAUAAGGGUGACCAUUCAAAGGUGCGUAUAUAUACUUCUUCCUGCAUGAUUCAAGAGCAUCAGGAGACCCUGAAACGACUGUCUGAAGUCUGGCAAAAGGUCUCUGAACAGGAUGAUCUAAUCCAGGAACUUCGAAAUAAACUAGCCUGCAGUAAUGCUUUGGUUCUGGAGCGUGAAGAGGCUUUGAUAAAAUUACAAGCAGAUUUUGCUUCCUAUACAGCCACACACAGACAUCCUCCUAGCUCCUCAGAAGAUUGUGAAGACAUUAAAAAGAUACUGAAGCACUUGCAGGAGCAGAAAGACAGCCAGUGCCUGCACGUGGAGGAGUACCAGAACCUGGUGAAGGACCUGCGCAUGGAGCUAGAGGCCGUGUCCGAACAGAAGAAGAACAUCAUGAAAGACAUGAUGAAGCUGGAGCUGGACCUGCAUGGGCUGCGGGAGGAGACAUCCGCCCACAUGGAGAGGAAGGAUAAGGAGGUCAUCAUCCUGCAACGGCGGCUGCAAGAGCUACAGAUGCAGUUCACUGAGACCCAGAAGCUGGGUUUGAAGAAAGACAAGAUCCUCCAAGAGAAAGAUGAGAUGUUGCACGAGCUUGAGAAGGAAUUGGCCCAGGUUCAGAACAGCCUCAUGAAAAAGGAGAUGGAGUUGGAGAAGCAGCAACGAAUGACAACAGAACUUGAAAUCACCAUCCAGGAGGUGAAGCAAGAUAAGUCCAAGGCAGAGUGUGGAGCCCUGCAGGCUGAGAUCCAGAAGCUGAAGGACUGUCUUGAAGAUGCUCAACAGCAACAGAAGCUGACUGCUCAGCAAGCAGCCCAGUUUAAAGAAGAGGCCCUUCUGGCAAAGAGUAACCUAGAGGAUUCCCAGAGGAAACUGCAAAGCUACCUAUUCAUGGAGAAGCAGAAGACGGAGACCAUCCAGGAGCUGCAGAGAGAACUUCAGAAGCUGCAGAAGGAUUCCUUGAUGGCCGGAGAGGAACUCGCACCCAACAGGAAACGGAUAGAGGAGCUGACGUCAGAACUCUCUGAGGCCCGGAGGAAGCUUGAACAUUCAGAGAAGGAAAAGAGGCAGUUUCAGAAGACAACAGCUGAGCAGGACGCGAAGCUGACUGACCUGCUAGAUCGUCUAAAACUCCUUCAACACCAGCAUAGGGAGCAAGCCUCCGCCAAAAGCAAUCUAGAAGAGGAGCUUCAGGAGGUAACAAGAUUACUGGAGGAGAAACGGGAGCAGUUGAAAAAGAGCAAAGAACAGGAGAAGUUGCUGGAGCAAGAGCUGGAGACAUUCCGACAAGAGGAAAAAAGGAAAGAAAAGAUGGCAAAGGAAAAUCUGAGAAUAUUGGAGGAGGAAAAUGAGAAUGUCAAAGCACAGUUAAUGCAAUAUUCCACGCAACUGGAUUCCUCUCUCAGCAAACAAAACGCCUCCCAGCAAAUGAUCCAAGAGCUAAAUAAUGAGCUAGUCCUUCAGAAGGAGGCCUUAGAGAGUCUGCAGGUCCAGCUGGACAAGACUGUGCAGAAAGAGAAGCAAUAUCUCCAGACCAUGGUCAGUAAAGAAGCCUAUGAGGAAUUAUCCAGAAAGUCACUCGCCUGCCAAGAUGACCUGACACAAGCUCUGGAGAAGCUCAAUCAUGCGACCUCGGAGACCAAGAACCUGCACCGAAGCUUGGCACAAGCCCAAGAGAGGAAAGUUCAGCUGGAAGAUGAAAUCAUUGCUUAUGAGGAAAGGAUGAAAAAGCUCAACGUGGAAUUAAGAAAACUGCAGGGGUUCCAUGAGCAGAGCGAGCUAGAGGUGCAUGCCUUCGACAAGAAGCUGGAGGAGAUGAGCAACCAGGUGCUGCAGUGGCAGAAGCAGCACCAGAGCGACCUCAAGAUGCUGGCAGCUAAAGAGGAGCAGCUUAGGGCCUUCCAGGAGGAAAUGGCCGCCCUGAAGGAGAACCUCCUGGCAGACGAGAAAAAGCCCUGUUGUGUGCCCCAGAGGUCUGCACCUAAAGAAACUACCUGUAGGCUGCACCAAGAGAAUGAUCAGAGUAUGUCCAACAUGGAGCAAUGGGCAAAAGAGCAGAAGAUCGCCAACGAGAAACUAGGAAACAGGCUCCGUGAACAGGUCAAAUAUAUUGCCAAGCUAACUGGAGAAAAAGACCACCUCCACAAUGUAAUGGUCCAUCUGCAGCAAGAAAACAAGAAACUGAAGACUGAGAUAGAGGAGAAGAAGGUGAAAACCGGGCACCCAAGGCUAUACACCAAAGCCCUAUGCCCGAGCAAAAUGGAGCCCAUACCAAAGGGAAAAGUGUGUGCCACCUUGGGCUGGAGGGGGAUGUCCCAGGACAUGAACCAAAGAAUGGACAUCACCACGUUUGUCGGGAUACCCCACUGUUCAGAAUCCUUUGCAACAGAUUCUCUUGGAUCCACCUGGAGUAUAAUUUUCUCCACUGAGCUGAAGAAACCCAGAGCAAACAUCAGCCCCCUCAGGCUGUCUUACUAAAGGGAAGGAGAAGUUCAUUGGCAUCACCAUGUUGCCCCAUAAGCACUUGUCUUUUGAGCCUUCUCUCCACAGCCCAACUGAGGAGGAAGCUUCCUGCCAUAAACAAGACCUUGCAAACACAAGCUCUGGAGUCCCCAGAACGAACCCCCAUCUCAGCCCAAGACCCACAACUGCUGACAUGUGUCUAAAGUACCAUCAACUAGGCAUUUAAGGAUAGAUGCCCAUGACUGAGAGCAACAGGGGGCCCCCAGAAAGAUGUCCAGUUCAACAGCCUCACUGUUCCUUCACACCAGGAGAAAACCUAAAAGCCAAUCUCCAGAAUCCCCUUCAGGGUUUUUGUCAAAGACAUGCUUUUGUAUCCCUGGGGGCAGAAAUCAGUUAUUAUCUGAGGAAGAGGUGGUAAGAAUCAGAAUAUUAAAGUGGGAAGGAACUUUAAGGUGGAUCUGAAUAGAAAGCAUCCAUAAUUUAAAAGAAAAUAUUAGAGACAGAGGUCCAGACAGACUUGUGCAGAAGUUCCAACACCAAAACAGAUUUGGGAAGUGCUACUGGGGGGUGGGGAGCCUCCCCAAGCACCCUGUGGCACCUGGUGUGACAGGUGUCCUUGCAGGUGUUCCUUGUUUUUAAAUGAGAAGUUUGGGUUGACCCAUGGUUUUCAUAAUCUCUGGCUUCAUGUUUGUGAUCUAAGGAAUCGGAAGAUAAGUUCAUGACCAAGGUCACAGCCUGUGUGUUAGUAACAAAGCCAUUCACUGGAACCUCCAUUUUCUCCCGUUCUUCUGCAUCCCAAGCCCACGUCUGUAAAUAGAUCACAUACCCAGCUUACUU
Molecule: messenger RNA, 4505 nt
Organism: Herpailurus yagouaroundi (jaguarundi)
Lineage: Eukaryota; Metazoa; Chordata; Mammalia; Carnivora; Felidae
Gene: PMFBP1
Product: polyamine modulated factor 1 binding protein 1
Exons: 23
Coding region: 528-3683 (1051 amino acids)
Biological process (GO): spermatogenesis
Cellular component (GO): sperm head-tail coupling apparatus
Source: RefSeq, a predicted model, not a curated record